Messenger RNA from Lindgomyces ingoldianus, 4002 nucleotides. RefSeq lists its product as uncharacterized. The record is from RefSeq and is a predicted model, not a curated record. The coding region runs from base 4 to 4002 and encodes 1332 amino acids. The transcript has 2 exons. Gene Ontology annotation, molecular function: DNA binding. Lineage: Eukaryota; Fungi; Ascomycota; Dothideomycetes; Pleosporales; Lindgomycetaceae.
GCAAUGGCGCCUCGAGUGAGAGUCAACAUGGUGAGCGACGAUGCCGACCACAGCUACCCGGAAUCAUCACCCGAUCCGCUUGCAAUGUCAGUCAACAGCAACAAAGAGUCAAAGCCGGAACGCAAAUCUUCACGCGCCGCGAAAGCACCUCUCGCAUCGAGCUCGCCCAACAAACAAGCUCGCCGACCAAGCAUCACUGAACAGUUGCUAGAAUUCUCGUCCCCUUCCAAGUCAAUGGUUAUGAAUACGGGACGACCUGGCGGUGCAAGCCCAUGGCGCAUCAAGGUCACAGUGGAGGCAGAACCAGGAAGCGGCUCAGAGAACGGUAACAUGGAGUCGCCGACUGUCAAGCACGUGACGCGAACACGAACUAAAACAACAACUGUUCCAUUGAAAGAUGCGGACGAUGCUUCUCCAGUCAAGCGCCGUGGCAGACCAAGGAAGUCGGAGACUACGGCUAGCCUAAAGCCAAAAUCGAAGCGCAGCGGGACUCCAGUCCGAAGAAGGUCAAAACCAAGGAAAUUAGAUGUCGGUGCUGCCGAUAUAAGUGCUGCCGAUUCAUUAACGGAUGCCGCGCCCAACAAACGAAGGGGACGUCCGAGAAAGAGCGUUCAGCCUAAACGAGACGAGACAUUCUUCGUGAAUGAGCAGCCAUUGCAGUCCCAGUUAGAACCACCAACCGCUCAAAUUCCGCCCACCCGCUCUGAGGAGCCCGAAUCUGAGCCCCAGGAAGAGGCGCCAGCAAUUUCAACUAUUCGUGCAACUCGGCAGGAUUCCACUCCUCAAUUAGAGAUUCCUAUCGUCCAGACUACCCGUGCAAGCCCUCAGGAGCCACAGCCGAAGCCGGACCCCAACCCAACCCUCAAGAUACCUCAUUUCCUUGCACUCAAAACCACCCUUGCACCAAGGAGCCGGGGAACGCCGGCCCCAGAGGAGUAUAACGAGCCCACUGUUUCCAUACCUCGAACAACCGAGCUCUCCGACAAGAUUCGCGCGCGAAGGUCAACACCCGCAGCGAAAGGUCGAGUUAUCCUAGAAGACUCGUCUGACGAUGAAAACGCUGGAGUCCACACGCCAUCCGGUACCGACGAGGAGGGAGCAGCGACCGAUUCGCACGAAGUGGCCAACCGGAAGCAGGCAACGCGUCAACAUAAAAGCAGUAUGCUAGUUAGAGAACAAGAGUUUGACGAUGACGACGAUGACGACGACGAACAGUUCAACGAUAUGACAAUAUAUGCGUUCGGUGAAGGCAAUACCAAGAUGCUCGACGAUACGACAGUUCUCGAAAGUGAAAAUUUCAGCAUGGUAUCAGUUGAUUCCUUACCGAGCGGCAAAGGUUUAAGCAGCCUAAUAGAAGAACAAUUAGAUUACACGAAGCCAGCCGCGAAAUCUUAUCAUUCCAUCCUCAAUGAAUCCCAGGUUCAACUACCAUUAGCGGCACCCCGGCACUUCCGCAGCAGCCCUCUACCCCAAAGGGGAGCAUCUCCAGGUCCUUCCUCUACUGCGUUGAGACCCCAAGCCCGCUCUUCUUCCUUUGGUCCUCCGCCACGAUACCACACACCAACUGUUGAAUCGCGAUCUCCAUCCAAUCCACCUGCAAUCGAGCCAAGUCAACUUUCUCUUAAGGACGCGGAAACUCCCAAGCUUGCCAAAGUGGUGAAAGCUGGAAUUGCGCUUCAGGGCCUCUUGGAUCCAGCCCGCAUCACUCCAAAAGAAGAGUCUUCUGAGCAGGCCUUAGGGAAGCGGAAAGAUCGUCUAGACGAUCUUUUCCGAGGAUUCAGCGAAGGAACUAGAAGGGAGCUUCAAGCUGGACUUCGCUUAGGAGAACAAUUGGCAAGGCAGAGUCAGGAGCGAGACGUGAAGAGGGGUUCUUCUCCGGCUUUACCCACUCCAUCCAAGACACUCCUGUCUGGAGAUGCACAAGAUGACGUCUUUAAACCAUCUUCGAAACACCGCCAGUCACGUCUCCUCACACCGGAAGAUCAAGGCGACUAUACACUUCCGCUUCCUCUGCCUACGAAGGAUGCCGAUAUCGAGUAUCCAUCUCUGAGAGUGACCGCCCAUUACAGUCAUCUUGUCAGUCCUGCCCGGAGCGAGGAUGAAAUGAGUUGGCGAGUCGACACACCCCCUGCCCGGUUAGGUAGCAGCGGAUGCAAACAUUUGCUUACCACAAGCAACGAGGAAGGGAAACUGCACCACGGACAAUCUGUUCUUGCUGUUCCUGGCGAACCUCAGGAAGAAGACUACUCUGACGUUUGGCAAGAGGAGGCCAGUCGAUCUCCAGACCUGCCUUCUUACAACGACGGCUCCCCAGAAUAUGAAUCCGAAAAUACUCCUCAGCUGCAAGACCUGUUUACAAAUGAUGAUAGCUUGGUCAAACCCGCACGAAGCAAGAUUCCAAAGACGUGGCGCCGAACGAGCUCGAGUGACUUCAACUACAGUGAUGAAGCUGAUGAGGAAAUUUCUUAUUCUCCAGUAGCCAGGGAGCAAGAGGAGCAUCCGGCUGCAAAGCCUGUAGAUGAGAGCAAGGAGAAGCCUCUAGAGCUAGCUAUUCCUAAGAAGCAAGAGGUUGAAGAUGAAGGAAAUUAUAGUGAAGCCAGCGACGACACAGGCAUGUUCUUCCAAUGUAACCUUCCUAAUAUCUUCAAAAAGAAGUCCGAAACUAGGCUUCGAGAUACGAGGGGAGGUAAAGUAGAUCUCUCACUACUGCUAGGUGAAGGGGACAGCCUAGUCCCGGAAUCUUCACCGGCAGUGAAAUCGCCACAGCCAAUCCAGCGAAAUAUUUUCAAGAACGUGCCAUCUCACUUCACGGGAUUCCAAGCUUCACCUGCCAGAAGCAGCCCGCUGAGAUAUGAAAUGGAGAUCCAAGGGCCGGAGCAGAGCUAUGACCAGAGUAUAGAUAGAUCGGCCUUUCAACCCAGUUCACCAUUCCGCACUCAGGUAGACGAUACCAUGGGUUCUGAUGUCCAGCAGUUACGACAGGAAAUGGAAGGUCACACUGACUCGAGUCUUCGGCACCUGCGCGAGGAAGCGGACGCGCAUGCCCACGCAUACGAACCCCAAGACCGCACGCUACACGAAAUCGAGGAAGUGACGGAGCCUUCACACACCCAAGCAACGGAGAUGCUUCCAUUGUCUCCGCCACAAGCAAUUGAAGGCAGUGUCCUCGUUCCUAAGCGUGUUUAUCCCCCGCUAUUCGGCGAUGCGAAGUCUGCUGCUGUUUCACGAGGACACUCACCCACAAGGCGCACAGUCCGCAAACCCGUCGAGACGAAAAUCUACAAGUCUAUCGAGACACCAACAGUCUCCGUCAGUCCUACUGUAGAAGAAGGGCCCAUCGGUAUCUUCAACCGCCUCACCUCGACGCUCUGGAGCGCGUUAGGAGCUCCCGCACCCCCACCACCCCAUCCUGCGGCAGCCAAAUUCGACCCUUUGCCGAAAGUCGAACCGUGGACGAAGACACAUUACAAAACCCUCGACGCCCUCUACCAACUCCACAAAAACCAACCCACACUCUUUGCCCCCGCCUCAACCAACACAUCCAACACAAACAACACAGUUCUCACAUCAUUCCUCACCACCAACAAACAAUACCCCUUCAUCGGCGCCAGGUUCUGCAGCUGGGGCUACAGCGUGCGUAUGACGGAGCCGCUGAUCGUUCUGUGUGCUGUGUUUAUGCAACUGUUGAAAUUAAACGAUAUAGCUGAGUAUGAGCGCGCGACUGGCAAGAAUAUUGAGCUCGGGGAUUGCAACCCGGGGGAUUCGGGUACGGGGAUUGAUGCGUUGUGUGUGGCGACUAGGUUGGCGAGUGUGGUUAUGGGGGAGGCAUUGAGGAGGGAUGAGAAGAGGGGACAGAAGGUUAGGAGGGAGGGCGCGGCGGAGACCUUUACUGGCAUGGAGGGUAUGGAAGAGUUGUGCUUAUAUAAUACUUACCUUUUGCGUUCUCUGGGGGCGGGUGGGAAAAUGGGAGUUGGCGCCGUUCUCGGUUCUAGAGUGAAGUAA